AUGUUUGUUUGCGGAAUAAGACCAGGUUCUAGCGAUGAAGAAGAGGAAGAAGAUGUUAUGGAUAUUCUACAGAAAAGGCGAGAAGAAUGCGAGCGCAAGGCGAGACGAGGGGAAAUGGACCCUCGAUUAGAGUUCACCUUCCAACUCUUAAUAGACGGUACAGGACUCCCUCGACAUGCCAUAAUGGAUCACGUGUUCGAAGGAAACAUGCUUGAUGACAUCAAUCAGCUGUUUUUACCUCAUAUGAGGAAUAAAUUACUGUGGUACUACCAAGAUGUUGAGGAAGUGGAGCAGCGCCCUGUGGCCGAAGGAUCGAAAUCAAGACAGCAAGCGCAAGGAAAACAGCCGCCGCCUCAAAUUACGUUGAAAAGGAAAUUGUUUCUAUCUGAUGGUUGGGAUGUAAAGUUUACAGGAGUUUGUAUAUAUAUGUUUCGAAUUAAUGUUAGCAAACAACUACCAGAAGAAGGAUUUCAUAAAGACUUGUUUUGUGGUAUUUUAAAUGCGGAUAAAGUUGGCUUAGUAACAGCUAUAGAACGCGUUAUGGAAUACGUAUAUAUGAAUGCUCUGGCACAUCCUAGCAUUUGUGAAGAAGUCUGCAAUCAAGUCAACCUAUUUGAUGACGGACAAGCUCUAAUGGCAAACUUAAACGAUGACAAUGAACUAAAGGAUAUGAUCAAAAAUCCUACAACAGUCACUAAUUUAGAAGAAAGAGUUAAUGAAUGGAUUAAAAAAAUAAUGGAGAUACUAAGUGAAAGUGAACAGCUGCGUCGAGAAGUUGACUCAAGUGGACCUCAAGAUGAACUCGAGUACUGGAAAAAGAGAGGAGCACAAUUCUCUCAACUAGUUUCUUACUUGCAGAAUAAUGAAGUUCAAUUAACUUUGACCUGUCUUCAAUUGGCUAAUUCAAAAAUAAUUAAGAUGUGGCGGGAUACGGAUCAUAAAAUAACCUUUUGCUAUAACGAAGCCAAAGAUAAUGCCAAAUUCAUACAAGCAAUGGAGAAAUGCUGUCAUUCCUUAUAUUUAGAUGAUCCUGUUAAAAUCAAAGAUUCCAUACUGAGUUUGUUACAAACAGUCAGAUUGAUUCAUAGUGUUUCACAGUUUUAUAAUACGUCCGAAAGAAUAUCAUCUUUAAUGGUCAAAAUAACAAAUCAAAUGAUCGAAACUUGCAAACAAUACAUAACGUGCCGCUUCAAAGAAACCAUAUGGUCACAAGAUCGGGAUCACGUUAGAGAAAAGUUGAUACAUUGCAUAAAUCUGAACAAAACGUAUAGAGAUACUUACAUAUUUGUGAAGAACCAACCAUUUCUGCCCAAUACUGAGCAGUUCAGCUUUUCAGAAAAUUAUGUGUUUGGUAAAUUUGAUACAUUUUGCAAAAGACUUAAUAAAAUUAUUUCUAUGUUCGAUUUAAUGGACGACUACAAUCAUUUGUUCGAAAAAAGAAUGGAAGGCUUACUUUUGGGAGAAGACUUAGAAGAUGCAAUGCAUGCAUUUAACGAGGCUAAGAAAGCGGUGACGUCAUGCCAUUAUGAUUAUUUAGACUAUAGGAAUAAUGAGUUUGACAAAGACUACCAAAAGUUCGAGCAAAAAACCAACUCUCUUCGGGAGUCCAUAGGUAACACCAUUGAAGUUAACUUCGCUAGUGUUUGGGAAACGCCACAAGGAAUUAAGUUCCUCACAAGAUUCGAGAAGGUCAGUCAAAAAAUUCAAAUAGCAAAACUUAGUGAAAAAUACGACAGAGUACUAAAAUACAGUGAAAAGGAAGUUGACAAAAUAAUGAAAAUGUUUAAGAGGCAAAAGGAUGACCCUCCUCUGCCCAGAAAUUAUUCUCCUGUAGCUGGUCGUAUUAAAUGGGCGCGCUGCCUCAUGUACAAUAUGACUGAGACCGUGGACAGUGUGUGCGCGCACGCUGUACUUCGCUCACUGCCCGCUGCCGCGGACAUGAUGCGGAAGUACACCGCCACGCGUACCCUCAUCACUAACUACGAGGAGACCAUGAGGGCCGUUUGGAUGAACCAGAACUUGUGGGACGUCGAUGACAGCCUGAACAAUACACUCUUAAAGAUAGACGACUCUGGCUGUAUAACAGUAAACUUAGACCAUACAAUCAGAUUAUUAAUACGAGAGUCAGAUUGUCUCGUUAAAAUGGGCUUAGAACUUCCCAUCGUGUGCCAUUCUCUAUACGCAAAGAAAAAUUACUUUACUCUUGUUAACGAUUCCUUACAAUUUCUUCUUGAAGACUACUUACGAACGGUUCGGCAAGUCAAGUUAGAAGUCCGACCAUUGCUUUUGCCUCAAGUGGUUCGUCUGUCAUCUCUCUUAUUGCCUGGUCUUCGCACUGUCUUUUGGACGAGUGAGGAUUGGAAGGCAUUCGUUGAUCGUGCAAAUGCAGCCAUUAACAGCUUUGACGUUCUAGUCACGAGAGUCCAUGAUAUAUACACUAACAGAAUUAUUUAUAUGUUGAGUGGUAUGCAAGAGGUUACGCUGAUUACUUUACCAGAAGAAAUGCCAUGGUCUAUGGAGGAGUUUAUCGCAAAUGUUGAAAUUGGAUGUCGAACCGCGUGCGUCGAACUCAAUCGAAAAAGUCUCAUGGUAGAAGAGGCUGUGGAAGAAGUGCUUGAUCUUGUUAGAAAAGCCGCGCACCAAGUAAAACCAACAGAGGUUAACCCGGACUUUGAGUUUCUUAUUGCUGAUGAUGACACGCAAUCUGCCAGCGGCGCAGCGUCCACCAUGAAUGAGUCCACGGCCAGCGGACAACAAGACUGGUCCGCAGUAUGGGAGUGUUUUGAAAGCCCUCACCGUUUAAUCUCUGUGCCCGCCGGCGGACUUUCCAAGAACAUGCAGGAAAUGGUUAAGAACGCAGUGAAUGAGAUGCGCCGCUACUACAGCCGCAAGGUAGUCGAUGUUCUCAUCAAAGUGACGAGGCGCGCUCUGGAUCUCAUCAUAAAGCAUUUCUCGCAAGACAUCGAACACGUCGGUAAGUCUUAG
This is a messenger RNA of Melitaea cinxia (Glanville fritillary), 2985 nucleotides long. RefSeq names its product dynein axonemal heavy chain 5-like. Gene Ontology annotation, biological process: microtubule-based movement. Gene Ontology annotation, molecular function: dynein intermediate chain binding; minus-end-directed microtubule motor activity; dynein light intermediate chain binding. Lineage: Eukaryota; Metazoa; Arthropoda; Insecta; Lepidoptera; Nymphalidae. The transcript has 17 exons. Gene Ontology annotation, cellular component: dynein complex. The coding region runs from base 1 to 2985 and encodes 994 amino acids. The record is from RefSeq and is a predicted model, not a curated record.